AGAACGUGACAGGCUUAGUCACAAGUAAUAAAAAUACGACUGUGCUACCGCUGCUGGUGCCCAUAGUUUUAGUGGUCAACGCUGAGUGUGUAACAGCCUCAGAUAUACGCACAAAAAUUUUCGCUAUAAAAACGGAACAGUGAAAUUUUCGGAACACAUUCGUGGUUCAAACUCCUAACCAAAGUAUUCUGAGUGGUUUACAGUUAUCAGUGCUCCUGGACUUGUGAAAAAUGAAGCUGAUAACAUCCUUAGCAGCAAUACUAGCUGUAGCAUCAGCAGACCCGGUUCCCUACACCACCCAACCAACGGAGCACUUCGCCAACAACGCAGAAACCUACCAAUCACAGCUCGAGCUGCAGCAGCAAGGCGUCUACGGCGACCAAUCACACUACAGCCAGCAGGAUUUCAGCCAAUCAGAUGCCGGAUAUUCCCAAGGACACUCAGUAGCGUUUCCCAGUGGGCAGGCAUCGUUCGCUGGACAAAGUACUUUUGCUGGACAGAAAGCUUUCGCUGGGCAGAAUGCGUUUCAAUCUCAAAGGCCUUCCAUUGAAAAGUCAGCAAGGAUAAUUAGCUACCAGAAUGAAAAUAAUGGGAAAAACUAUCAGUACUCUUAUGAGACUGAGAAUGGAAUCAAAGUCCAAGAGCAAGGUUCCGUCCAAGGCAAAACCCUCCGCGCGCAAGGCGGUUACUCCUACGCCGGCGACGACGGACAGGUCUAUACUGUGACGUACACAGCUGACGAGAACGGCUUCAGAGCCCAGGGAGCUCAUCUACCAACCCCCCCGCCGAUUCCUGAGGCUAUACAGAAGAGCAUCGAGCUAAACCAGAGGGAGGCGGCGAAUAAUAACGGCGUUUAUGAUGAUGGAAGCUACAAAGAAGAAACCGAGCUUCAACAGCAGCGCCACCGAUCACAACAUCAACACAGCCAGAGCAUCCAGCAGAUCAAUGAUCUUCAACCGCAGCACUUCGCUGAGAUCCAGCCAGUCCAACAGAUCCCCAUCCAGCACCAACAGAUCACUGAAAUCCAACCAGUCCAACAGAUCGCUAUUCAACAACACCCUGAGAUUCAGCAGCAGCUUCCAGAGAUCCAGCACGCGCCUGAGAUCCAACAGGUCCAGCACGGCCAGGAGUUGUACCAGCAGCAGUAUCAGCAGGAGCAGGGGUGGGUUGGGCAGGAGGCCGCCACCACAGCUGGGUACAGUGGAUGGAAGUGAUCUAUUAUUGUAGCCGCCACACUAAAGGAAGAAGUUGAAAAGGAAAUAUGAAAGGUUGAAUGGCGAACGUAUCAAACUGAAUUAUUUCGAUAAUAUUACUAAAAAUAUGACUUAGAUUUUUAUAUGUUAAGGAUAUUGUAAAGUUCCUAGUUCUCCUAAUAGACAAGACAAACUGUGGCAACUUCAUAUGUAUUAGGUAAUUUAACUAGAAAAGCAACUAAAGAUUACGAACAGUAUGUGUUUGAUGUAAAUUAUGAUAUAAAAAAAAGACUGAGGAGGAAGUCAGAAAAGCGGAUUGGACAUUUACAGUGUGGUGUGUUAUAAAUAAUUAUAAAUAUGUAAAUAAGAAAGUGACCAAAUUGAUCUGUUCCUUGUUAUUGUUAUUUUUUGUGUACCUAUAUGUAUAUACAUUUGUUACUAAUAUUACAA
Molecule: messenger RNA, 1643 nt
Organism: Cydia pomonella (codling moth)
Lineage: Eukaryota; Metazoa; Arthropoda; Insecta; Lepidoptera; Tortricidae
Product: transcription factor mef2A-like
Exons: 4
Coding region: 231-1214 (327 amino acids)
Cellular component (GO): chitin-based extracellular matrix
Molecular function (GO): structural constituent of chitin-based larval cuticle
Source: RefSeq, a predicted model, not a curated record